AUGUCUGCUGAGGACAUGAUCAAUGAUUCAGAUGAUGAUGAUUAUGUCCCAAGUGAUCAAUCAGAAGAUGAAGAAGAGUUUGAACAUGAUGAUGAAGGUGAUGACGUUGACAACAAGAAUAAGAAGAAGAGAAAGCAAAUAAGUAAAACAACGACAAAGAAGAAACAACAGUCAACAAAGAAGAAGAGCAAGAUAGACAAAGAUGAUGAUGAUGAUGAAGACGAUGCCAACAUGACAACAGAAAAGACAGCAGAUCAGUCUGAUGAAAAGAAAGAGACACUCCCUGUUGUCGAGAAGACUUUGGAAGAGAUGUUGAAUGACGCCGAACAGAAGUCCAAAGAACAAUCAAACGCCACACCAGUCAUUCAAACAACCGAGGAGAAGAAGAUUGAAGUCUUUGAGUUUGCUGGUGAGAGAAUAGAGAGGGAGGUCACUGUUAGGACACAAGUCGGACCAGGCGCACCAAAGCCUGCGCCUUCGAAAGCUGGUGCCAAGAAUAUGGGAGGACUACUAUCAAAGUUGGGAGCAAAGCCAAAGGCAUUGUCAACAUUACAAAAGUCACAAAUGGAUUGGGAUAAAUUCAAGGAUGGCAAUAUGAUGGAGAAGAACGACAUUGAGAACAAGGCAAAGAAUGGAUAUCUGGAGAAACAAGCAUUCCUACAACGAACAGAUCAGAACUUAAUGAGUACAAUUAAGAGUCUAACAAAGAAACUUUAA
This is a messenger RNA of Acytostelium subglobosum LB1, 717 nucleotides long. RefSeq lists its product as hypothetical. NCBI's taxonomy places the organism in Eukaryota, Evosea, Eumycetozoa, Acytosteliales, Acytosteliaceae. The transcript is spliced from 3 exons. The coding region runs from base 1 to 717 and encodes 238 amino acids. The record is from RefSeq and is a predicted model, not a curated record.